Messenger RNA from Heterotrigona itama, 567 nucleotides. Lineage: Eukaryota; Metazoa; Arthropoda; Insecta; Hymenoptera; Apidae. The record is from the annotation of a GenBank genome assembly.
AUGAAAAAAAAAUGGACACAGGGUUACGGAGUGUCGACGUAUGCACCGGCGAAAAUAGACUUGGGAGGGUUGUUCCUGGGCGCUAUCAUAGGGAUUGGAUCCAUUCUCAUCAUACCGAAGCUGCUCUACAUCCUUUCCGGCACUUACGGCCAUUACGCGAGAAGCGAGGAGAGCGGUUUCGGGCAAAUCGUGACGAAGAUGGACGACGUCUUGGCCCAUCACGGCAUCGACACAACAUCCUGCAUGCAACGUGCCGUCUGUACCUACUCGCAACAGGCCUCCACGUCGGUGAAAGAGGCCAACAAGCUGAACGACGACGAGAAAGUCUCGUCGUUCGACCGUGUGAUCGACACGAUCACGACGAAUCAGAUCUUCCGCACGGCUAUGGAAGGUACCGCGAUACAGGAGGCGGUGGAAGCCGGCAGAGCCGGUCGAAACUGUUCGCGGGCGUAUCCACAUUGCGGAUUCUCCAUGGAAACUAUGCUGUCCCUCUUAUCGAACGUGAUUACCGCAGUAGCCGCGAUUAAUACAGGCACCUCGACAGCCACCGGGGCUGCGACGUUGUAA